Messenger RNA from Lampris incognitus (smalleye Pacific opah), 2688 nucleotides. RefSeq names its product fibulin 5 (gene fbln5). Gene Ontology annotation, molecular function: calcium ion binding. Bases 469 to 1863 code for a protein of 464 amino acids. The transcript is spliced from 11 exons. NCBI's taxonomy places the organism in Eukaryota, Metazoa, Chordata, Actinopteri, Lampriformes, Lampridae. The record is from RefSeq and is a predicted model, not a curated record.
UCCAGCUGUUGGGAGAGCCGCGCGGAGGGGAGGGGGCCUGUCAGUUUGCAUUGCUGAACAACGUGCUGAAGCCGACGGAGCGCGGAGGCGACGGCGAAGCCCGCGUUUUGUUUUGUUUUGUUUUGUUUUGUUUUGUUUGUUUGUUUGUUUGUUUUCCCGUAGAGACACUCCUCCAGUCCACGCGCCCAAGCCCCGCUUCCAGCAGAGCAGAGCAGACCGGACCAGACCAGACCAGACCAGCGGUUUGAUGAAAACCUGGUGUCGGCUUUGGCGUCAGAGGCGCAUGAGUACCAGCGCGUUUAGCUUCUUGAGUAGCAGCAGCAGCGGCGGCGCGGGCGGCGGCGCGAGCGGCAGCGCGGGCGGCGGCGGCGGCGGUGCGGGUGGCAGCGGCAGCAGCGAGGGGACCAGGGAGACUCUGCGGGUCGUGCAGAAACGUGGUUCUCGGAGACCUCAGUAGAGUCCGUCACCAUGUUGUCCGCAGUACGUGGCUUGAGCUCUGGGACGUCUGCGAGAAUGUUGGCGACUCUGAUACUGACUCUGCUUUGCAUCCACCCUGGCCGUGGGCAGACCUGCACGGAGGGCUUUGCCUAUGACCGCAGAGCAAGGCAGUGUAUAGAUGUGGAUGAGUGUCGUACCGUGCCGGACGCUUGUCGAGGCGACAUGCGCUGUGUAAACCAGAAUGGCGGCUACCUGUGCAUCCCGAGGGGCUUGUACAACCAGCCGUAUAGACCCGAGACACCGGACCUCCCCGACCCUCCCUACCGAGAGACACCGGCGGGCUUUCCGGACAGCUUUCGCCCGCCCCCCCCGGGACCCGUGGAGCCCAGCUACCCCAUAGUGAGGAGCACCGCGCCGUGCAUCCUCGGGUAUUCGCUGGCUGAGGACGGCACCUGUAACGACAUUGAUGAAUGCGAGACAAACACCCACCAAUGCAAUCCCACCCAGGUGUGCAUCAACACAGCGGGGGGCUACACCUGUUCCUGUGUGGAGGGCUACUGGCUGGUCGCCGGACAGUGCCAGGAUAUUGAUGAGUGUCGCUAUGGUUACUGCCAACAGCUGUGUGCCAACGUGCCUGGCUCUUACUCCUGCUCCUGCAACCCUGGCUUCCUGCUCAACCCCGACCGCCGGACCUGUCAAGAUGUGGAUGAGUGUGAAGAUGAGCCGUGCACUCACGGCUGCUUCAACACCUACGGCUCCUUCAUGUGCAACUGCGACGAAGGAUUUGAACUGGCGGCCGAUGGCACUUCCUGUAUUGACUUGGAUGAGUGUGGCUUCUCUGAGUUUUUGUGCCAGCACAGAUGCAUCAACACGCCGGGCUCGUUCUCCUGCGUCUGCCCUCCUGGCUACUACGUCUACGAGGACGGCCGGAGUUGUGAAGACAGCAAUGAAUGUGACACUGGUAACAACACCUGUACAACAGCACAAGUAUGUUUCAAUUUCCAGGGAGGCUAUACAUGCCUGGACCCUUUACAAUGUGAACGUCCUUACAUUGAGCUCAGUGACAAUCAGUGCAUGUGUUCUGCUGAGAACCCUGCCUGCAGGGACAAACCUUUCACCAUCCUGUACCGACACAUGGACCUGUCCUCCGGGCGCAGCGUGCCUGCAGACAUCUUCCAGAUGCAGGCCACCACGCGCUACCCCGGGGCUUUCUACAUCUUCCAGAUAAAAUCGGGGAAUGAGGGGCGGGAGUUCUACAUGAGGCAAACCAGUAAUGUGAGCGCCACCCUUGUCUUGUCGCGCCCCAUCAAGGGACCAAAAGAGGUGGUGUUGGACUUGGAAAUGGUCACCGUCAACAAUGUCAUCAACUUCCGUGGCAGCUCCAUCAUACGUCUAACGGUAUUUGUGUCGGAGCAUCCGUUCUGAGCCCCCAACCCCCCCCCCCCCCAUCCCAACGCCACCACAUCGCCCGUGUCUCAAUACGUCCCCAAAGGAACUUCAAUAUCCCAGUCUUUAGCUCAGAAUCCACAACGGACCAGCUGCACCUGGGGAUGACAUAAGGAGGCCGCCCGUCACCCUUUCUUUUAUUACCUCUGAGUCAUCACCGGUAACGGCACAUCCAAUAACGACAGGUCUGCUGAUGGGAAAGGAUUGUCCAGACCACAGUCCCCACCCUGUUUUAAUGGACACUCUUGCUUUCAUGGCUGCAAGAUGGACUUUCAACACAAAGGGAUAUUUAUGGUGUACAAUUUCUGUCAUCUAUUUUUUUUUUAUUUAGAAAAUGAUCUCAACAUGGCUUAUAAGUCACUGAAAUUUAAAGUAUUUGCAUUCGUCCAUGUAGUUUUUGUCAUCUGUCCUAUAUUUGUUUGUGAUCUUCAUCCAUUCAGAUGAGCUGGGAAAUGGAAAGCUUAUAACAAGGGCGUCAGUUGGCCUAGAUUCUUAUACGCUUGAAUCCAAAGUUUACUUUACAAAUAGGUGUCAACUGCAUUAUACAUUUGGAAUGACAGAAGGGAUCCAUAGAGGUGCAGUUGUUGAUGUGCAGGGGGAAUAAUGCAGCCGCCGACUGAGUUACUGAUAUCCAUCUGCGCUGAUCAGCAAGUUUACUCACGACACAAAUGAUGUCAGCAGACAUGAAUUUUGUCAGUGUUGUUUUUAUUCCUGUUAAAUGUCUUUUAAUUUCCCCACACUUCUUCAAAAGGAGAACCUGUAAGCGAGCCUGGUCAGUAAAUAAACACAUGCUAGACCUGUGAA